AUGGUUGUUCAAGGGUAUAACCAGCAGGAGGGAAUUAAUUAUGAUGAGACAUUUGCCCCUGUCUCAAGAAUAGAGGCUAUCGGGAUUCUUAUUGCUUUUUCUGCCUACAUGGGGUUCAAACUCUUCCAAAUGGAUGUGAAAAAUGUUUUUCUAAAUGGAAACUUGAAGGAAGAGGUCUAUGUCAAACGACCUCCAAGUUUUGAAGAUAAAGAUUUUCUUCAUCAUUGUGUGGAAAGGAAAUUAGGUUACAUUUCUAAAGAGGAACUCAACAAAGAAAUAGAAGAAUUAAAGUUUAACUCAGCUGAUAAGGAUGAAGAUAUUAACAAAUUGCAAGUGAUAAUUCAGCAUCUUUUUAAUAAGGAUCCAAGUAUCUCUGAAGAGCUUACAACUGAUAAUGCUGAACUAAAGAAGAGAUUUCAAACUUUGACUGAAGUUAAGAAGAAGGUGGAGAUGAAGAAGACGACUUACAUUAAGUUGGUUGAGAGUAAGGAAGAAGAGGAGAAGCGGGUGUGCAGGGAUAAGUACAAACUUGCUAAGAAAGAGGCUAAGUUAGCAGUUACGACUGCUAAGACAGCAGCAUUUGAGAGACUUUAUUCGGGUUUAGAGAAGAGAGGCGAGGAAAAGAGGUUGUACAGGCUUGCCAAAACUAGGGAGCGUAAGGGUCGGAAUCUGGACCAAGUGAAGUGCAUUAAAGGAGAGGAUUGA
Messenger RNA from Capsicum annuum, 705 nucleotides. RefSeq lists its product as uncharacterized. NCBI's taxonomy places the organism in Eukaryota, Viridiplantae, Streptophyta, Magnoliopsida, Solanales, Solanaceae. The transcript is spliced from 3 exons. Bases 1 to 705 code for a protein of 234 amino acids. The record is from RefSeq and is a predicted model, not a curated record.